AUGGUUAGUUGUUUCCAUUUAAUCAGAGUUCCAGGCAUUGUCUAUCCUCUGAUAAGAGCGGUAUCGGUCCAAGUUGGUAAAAGUAGUAUACUAUAUAUCUUUGAGUACAUCAACAAUCCAUGGUCGGUCGUAGACACCAUAGAUAUCAUUCGUCGUCAUUGA
Cavenderia fasciculata is the source of this 162-nucleotide messenger RNA. RefSeq lists its product as uncharacterized. The transcript has 2 exons. NCBI's taxonomy places the organism in Eukaryota, Evosea, Eumycetozoa, Acytosteliales, Cavenderiaceae. Bases 1 to 162 code for a protein of 53 amino acids. The record is from RefSeq and is a predicted model, not a curated record.